Cannabis sativa is the source of this 723-nucleotide messenger RNA. Its product is annotated as outer envelope membrane protein 7. The coding region runs from base 224 to 448 and encodes 74 amino acids. Lineage: Eukaryota; Viridiplantae; Streptophyta; Magnoliopsida; Rosales; Cannabaceae. The transcript has a single exon. The record is from RefSeq and is a predicted model, not a curated record. Gene Ontology annotation, cellular component: chloroplast outer membrane.
AAAAAAAAAAUGAGCCUUGGGCGAGAGCCCAGCCCGUCCAAUACUUGGUCCAGCCGGGUCACCAUCACAUCUCCCCAGUCCAAUCACGCGCUAACACUCUUCCUUCUCUCUCAUAAUUUAGUCCAAAAGCACCGUUUUCUUACAUAAAGGAACAAAAAAAUCAUUUGUCCCCAAACACGUAGUGCAAAGCAAUUGUUAUCCCUAGUUCAAUUGCUUCGGCAAGAUGAAGAAAUCGACGGCGGCGAAACAAGCAUUGGUGGUGUUUGGAGCCCUAUCAUUAGGAUGGCUUGCAAUUGAGCUGGCUUUCAAACCCAUCCUUGAUAAGGCCAGAGCUGCCAUGGACAAGUCCGACCCGGCUCGAGACCCCGAUGAAGAUCCCGUCGUCGUUGUCGUCGACGAGUCUGCUAGCAAGUCUUCCGAUGACUCAGAGGUUGCCACUGAUGAGUAAGGCUAAAGUUGGAAGAGUAUGAUUUUCUUAGGGAUUUUAUGAAAAUCCAGUUUAUGAUAUAAUAAUCAAAGAGAAAAUUAAUGGGUUUAGUUGUAAUUAUUGUUAUUAUUUUUCAAAUGGGAGUUUGUUUAGUGAACUACUUCUGUGCUAAAAUGUUAAUUGUCUAGACAGAGUUAAUCAAAUGAGUAUAUCUGUACUAAAAUGAAUUAACUCUUUGGUUGAUUGUAAAAUUUAUUCAUUCAUUGAUUGGACUUGGGAAUACUUGUUUUGCUCAA